Messenger RNA from Nezara viridula (southern green stink bug), 1309 nucleotides. The record is from the annotation of a GenBank genome assembly. Lineage: Eukaryota; Metazoa; Arthropoda; Insecta; Hemiptera; Pentatomidae.
AUUGUUUAUUUACUUGUUAAGGUUAUAGGUAUGUUACGUUUUUAAACUGUUUAUGAAUACUGAACUUUCUUUAAGUCUAUUCUGAAAAUAUGAAUAACUAUGAUCUCCUUCCGAUCCUCGGAGAAGGAUCGUUUGGAAAGGUAUAUAAAGCAAGAAGAAAAAGUGAUAAAGAAAUAGUUGCUUUAAAACUUAUUAAAAAGCAUGGUCGCUCAGAAAAAGAAUUGAUUAGUCUUAGAAAAGAAUGCGAAAUCCAGAGACAUUUUAAUCACCCUAACAUCAUCCAGAUGUUGGAUUCAUUUGAGACAGAGAAUGAGAUUGCUGUUGUCACAGAAUGUGCAUUCAGAGAUUUAUAUCGUAUCUUAGCAUCAGAAAGGUUUCUGCAUGAGGAUUUAGCAAGAAAAAUUACAAUUGAUUUAGUAUCAGCAUUGUAUUACUUGCAUUCUAAUAGAGUUUUACAUAGGUAGGCAAACAUUGAUCUUAUAUUAAAUUAGUUAUAACACUUGCUUAUGGAUUUGAAUAUAAAUAUUUAAACUUCCCAUUUUUUAGAAAUAUCAAUAUAUUCUCCAUCUGGACAAUCGUAGUUUUCAAUAGGUGGAGUCUCUACCGGACCUCUGCUUUUGAACGGGAGUAAAGUUUCAUCUAAUUGUAUAGCUGCCUGGUAGAGUUCCUCCGACUCAUUCCUCAGUUCAUCCAAAGCCCAUUGUUGUGCCAUAAGUAUCCUAUCACACAUUUUAACAUCAGCUAAUUGGCAUUUAUGUUUAUAAACUGCCCAUUGCUUGAAUAAUUUAACACGUUCUUCUAAUGUUUCUUCAUUAAUAGGUUUUAACACCCGCAUACGUGUUUUUCUCUCAUUUAAAAUUUCUAAAGGUACUUCACACUCAUCUAUUGGCUUAUACUGUCUUGCAUUUUUCUCCAAUUUUUUAAUUUGCUUUUCUAAUCGUUUUCUUCUCCUUUCCUCCCUUUGUUUUAUUAUCAUGGGAUCAAGCCUUUUUUUCUUCUUCAAAGGUUCUGCCAACAAAGCUGGUGUCAAACGAAAAUAAUUUGGACAUGAUGUGGAUAUCUGUCUUGUAAUAUUACUUAAUUUUAAAAAAGAAAACAUUCUUAUAAUCACUCCGCAAUAUGUUACGAACUGUUUAUAAUUUACUUGUUAAAAUACAAAAACAGUAAACAUAUUAUUAUACAAUUAAAAAAGUAAUUAAAAUUAUCUAUAAAUAAAAAUCAUUAACUCUAUGUUGUUUCUUUGCUCUAAUAACAACUGUAAAUGAGAGAGGUAAAUAUCAGGUUAUACACCUAUGUGCUGCUAUCUGAA